UCAGCUGAACAUUACUGGAUUGCGUCUAGCCGGUACAAAUGGGCCUUAUCAUGGAAGAGUCGAAAUAGAAGUGAAUGAUACAUGGGGCACGAUUUGUUCACGGAAUAUGUAUUACAAAUCAAGAUAUGUUAUAUGUAACAUGCUUGGAUUAAGAUAUACAGGCUGGAAUUCUAAUGCAUACUAUGGAGAAGGUGAAGGGCCAAUAUAUAUCGAGAGUUUGUACUGUAGCAGCACCGCUUACACGGAUAUAAACGACUGCAAAUAUGUCUCAAACAACUAUUAUGGUGCAUGUACACAUGCGAAUGAUCUGUCGGUGGUGUGUCAUGGUCCUGUUUUAAAUGUUACGGAUGUGCGUUUAUCGAAUGGAACAGGACCUAACGAUGGCAGGGUAGAAAUCAAAGUAGACAACACAUGGGGAACUAUUUGUGAUAAAAGCUUUGAUAAUAUAGAUGCAAAGGUUAUCUGUAAUAUGAUAGGAUUAAAAUAUGUACGGUUUUUCAUCGGAGCCCAGUACGGGGAAGGCAAUGGACCAGUCUAUAUUGAUCAACUUUUGUGUGACAAUUAUGAUUAUGUGCUAAGUGACUGCCAGUAUUUGUUCCUCAAUGAUUGUAGCCACAGCAGAGACGUUUCUGUUGUAUGUAAUGAGUGCGGGGAGCCAGACAAGUCUCAUUGGGAUGUUGAUUAUUUUACAUACAAUGGUUCAACUUUGUAUGCUGACUGCUCCUUCUAUAAAACAUAUUUAGGCAUAUUAAAGAUGACUUGUGACAAUGUAACACAGACAUGGGAAACAGAAGGAGAAUGUCAAGAAUACGGCUACCCAUUAGAUAUCACUGAAAUAAGACUGUUAGGAGGGAACUCAACGUCAAAUGGUAGGGUGGAAAUAAAAUCUUUGGACACUUGGGGAACAGUAUGUGACCAUGGUUUCGGUAAAAAUGAAGCAGACACAAUAUGUGCAAUGAUUGGUUUCCCUCCUGCUGCCUCAUUUCACCAUGGUGCCUACUUUGGCGAAGGUUCUGGCCCAAUAUUUGUUGAUGACUUACAAUGUGAAGAUAAUUCUACACAUAUCAACAAUUGUAGUUACGUCACGUAUGAUAAUUGCUUUCACUUCAACGACGUUUCUGUUGUUUGUACUGAAUGCCCCUCACCAAAGCCUUCAAAUGGAAGCAUAAAUUCCUCAUCUACACAUUACCUUGCUGCUGUGACGGUCACGUGUGACGACGGAUACAAUUUGAUUGGUGAUUCUGAAAUACGUUGUGAACUUGAUGCGACAUGGAGCAGCAGUCCAACUUGCAAAUUGAUAGACUGCGACGACCCAACACCUGAGUUUGGAUCUAUUAACACAACAUCUACAACAAACGGAACUGUUGCCAUGGUUUCAUGUGACGAAGGAUAUGAAAUACAAGGUGAAACUGUGAUAAUGUGUCAACCUAGCGAGGAAUGGACAGAUAACCCUUCGUGUAACAUCAAAGAUUGUGAUAUACCAAAUCCUGUCAAUGCAGAAGCGACACUUUCCGAGAAUAAAACAACGUAUGGAGAAACUGCUGUUGUUUCUUGUUAUGAUGGGUAUCAACCAGGUGGUAGUUAUCUUGUUUCCUGCUUAGCUAAUGGAACUUGGGAAACCUGGCCUGAAUGCACAAUAGUUGAUUGCGGGGACCCAACACCCAACCAAGGGGAGUCAAAUGUCACAGUGUUCAUUUAUGGCACUGUUGCUAAAAUUGAGUGUGAACCAGGUUUCAACAUAUCUGGGGAUUCCGUGAUCGCUUGUCAGUCUGAUGGAACAUGGAGUGAAAACCCAAUUUGCGAUACAUCGGACUGUGGCGUAUUGGCUGUACCUAAUGGAGAGGUUGAUGAUUCAUUUGGCACAACUAUUGGUUCAAACGUAAGCGUGACUUGCAACUUGGGUUACAAAUUGAUUGGUCCGAGUCAAAUAACUUGUACGCAAAAAGGUUGGAAUGAAACGGUUGCAUGUGAGAUUAAAGAUUGUGGACAUUUGUCCUUAGCAAAUGGAGAAGUGGUAUUUAAAUCUCAAAGUACUUUGUUUGGAGACAUUGUGGAGUUGUCAUGUGACACAGGAUAUGACUUGAACAGCAGCAAUGUGAUAACUUGCUUAUCAAAUGGGCAAUGGAGUGAAACACCUUAUUGCAAAAUUGUUUAUUGUAAUGAUUUGGAACAGCCUGACAACGGAGUAAUGAGUACCACGAACGGUACAACAUAUAACUCAAGAGCCAGGUUCAGGUGUAACAUCGAUUUCCUUCUUGUUGGUAACGAAACUGUCGCCUGUAAAAGUGAUGGAAAAUGGAGUGGUGAUACACCACGUUGUGUAGCAAAAACACCAAAUGGUGGACGCUGUACUUCAAGCGAGUAUUGUUUACUAGAAGGAUCUGUAUGUGAAAAUAGCGUAUGUGUUUGCAAAACUGACAUUUUCGAUAUGAUAAGCAAGAAAUGUGAUAUAAUGCCCCUUCUUCUGUAUGGGAGCAAUAAUGCAGACAUACGACUAAAGACAACAGAUGAUUGUGGGCCUCGGAUAACCUUUAAUCCUGGAAUACCAGUCUUCGGAAAGACCCAUAAAAAUUUAUACGUUUGCUCCCACGGAAUCGUCAGUUUUGACAAUGCAUAUAUUGGUAAACAUCCUGCAAAAAGAAAAAAAAUAUUAUCAGAUCUCGAAGGUCAAGACGUUUUGGCUCCGUUUCACGCGUCGUUUAGGUUGAAGCAAUCUGGGGGAAUUUACUUCAGGACAUAUGACAUUUUGAAAUCUUAUUCUAACAUAGAAACAGACGAGUCUGUAAAAUAUAUUGACAAAAUUAUUAAAAGAUUAGGAGGAAUUGACAACUUUAAAUCAAAAUUUGCUUUAAUUGCGACAUGGCACAAAGUCAAGCCGCAGAGGAAGCAGUUUGACAGAGAAACGACAUCAACAUUCCAGUUAAUAUUGGCUACAGAUGGAAGUAUUACUUUUACAUUUUAUAUAUACGGACAUGAUCAGAUAAACUGGAUAACAACUAGGUCAAAACCUCGAGUUUGGAUUGGUUAUUCUUUCAGUUCUUCAAAUCAUUUCACACACCCGUUUGCAUAUACAAGGGACAUGUUUAAACGCCUCGAUGCUGCAAGGAAAUCAGGCCCUCGGUCAAAAUCAGACGUAUCUGGCAUAGUCUUUAAGCAAUUAUACCGCAAUGAAAAUAUUAGACAAAAUAACGCAGUUAACUGCAUCAACUGGUAUAACGAGAAUAAAGAUCAAAAAAGAUAUUUUGACUACAUAGCAAGUCUGACCCCAGAAUGUCCUUGUGACAUAAGCUUGUCAAGGUUCGAUCCAUGGUUUUGGCAAAUUGGACUUCAACGGAAUCGCCAAGAUAAAUCAUAUCAUUGUGUUGACAUGCUUCACAGGGGGAACUUUGGACAUUUUGGAAAGUCAUGUUGCUAUGACCUUAAAACAUGGCUGUGGGUUUAUCAGCGCCCUAUUGCUGGUAGUUUCCAACUUUAUCACCCAAAUAUUCAAAAAGAACACUUGAAGCAUGACCUUGAGCCGAAAGAAAAUUGUUGCAUGAAGUCAAAUUACUGCAGUCUGUAUUACUCACUUAGACCAACUGGAAGAUGCUACAGAACCUCUCCUUAUAGAUUUGGAAUCUUUUGGGGAGACCCACAUUUUGCAACCCUAGAUGGUUUGAAUUUCACAUUCAAUGGAAUCGGAGAGUUCGUUCUUUUACACGUCUCGACGGAGAAUAUGACAUUUGAUCUACAGGCGAGAACAGCCAGAACAUUAAAGAAAGACGGUAACCUAACAGAUGCUACUGCAUUUACGGCAUUUGCUGCAAGGGACAAUACCAAUGCAUCUGUACAUGUUGAGCUAAACAAAGCACGGAACGGUUUGAUAAUUUAUGCUAAUCAAGUGGACAUAACAAGUCAAUACAAUGCUGGCUCUAAAAAAGGUUUGGAUGAUAUCUUUACAUAUUCAACUGCCGAAGCCAAUCUUAUUCUAGCACGAAGGGAUAAUGCAUUAAGCGUUCUUUUUCCAACUUCAGGCAUAUCGCUGAACAUAUCUGUUAGUUUACAAAUGUUGUCUAUAAGCGCAAUUAUACCAAAUACAUUGAGAAACAUGACAAGCGGACUUCUUGGUAACUUUGAUGGGAAUCCAUACAACGAUUUGAUGAUGCCUAAUGGCACUGUUAUAAACGCAAAUUCUUCAGAGAGACAAGUAUUUGAUUACGGGAAGACAUGGGAGAUUGAUGAAAAGAAGUCUAUGUUUGUGUAUGAAGAUGGCAAAUCGCAUCAAGAUUAUCAAAAUAAUUCUUUCACUCCAAGAUUUCUGGAUGAGAUUGAUGUUAAUCAACUGGCACAAGCAGAGCAAGACUGUAAUGGUCCCGAGAAUAUUGAAUGUGUUUUUGAUCUCGUAUUCACAGAAAAUAAAGAUGUUGCAAAUGCUACUAGAAUUUUGAAGACUGAAGCGGAUCUGGACAGACAUGAAAUUAAUGAAACUCAACCCCACACUUACUGGAUAGUUGCUGUGAGGAAUAGUAAUGGUCGUUCUUCGCCCGGCAUUGUUAUAAAUGUCCUACUGUGUACUGGCUGUAGUGGACAUGGUGUUUGUUCUAAUGUUAUUAGAGAUGACCAGCAACAAACAGAGUACUUUAAAUAUUCCGAAUGUGUCUGCGAAUCUCCAUAUGAUGGUAAUGAUAACAUGAUUGCAAAAUUCCAGAUAAUGAGAAUGUACAACUCUAAGUGCCAGAGAGCAGCUUAG
Molecule: messenger RNA, 4729 nt
Organism: Ruditapes philippinarum (Manila clam)
Lineage: Eukaryota; Metazoa; Mollusca; Bivalvia; Venerida; Veneridae
Exons: 27
Coding region: 107-4729 (1540 amino acids)
Biological process (GO): cell-matrix adhesion
Cellular component (GO): membrane
Source: RefSeq, a predicted model, not a curated record